This is a messenger RNA of Fusarium tjaetaba, 732 nucleotides long. Its product is annotated as u2 small nuclear ribonucleoprotein A. Bases 1 to 732 code for a protein of 243 amino acids. Gene Ontology annotation, molecular function: protein binding; U2 snRNA binding. The record is from RefSeq and is a predicted model, not a curated record. Gene Ontology annotation, cellular component: U2 snRNP. Lineage: Eukaryota; Fungi; Ascomycota; Sordariomycetes; Hypocreales; Nectriaceae. Gene Ontology annotation, biological process: mRNA splicing, via spliceosome. The transcript is spliced from 5 exons.
AUGCGGCUCACCGCCGACCUCAUCCGGGAUUCCCUAUCCUACCUCAACCCGCUCAAGGAGCGAGAGCUUGAUCUUCGAGGCCACCGAAUUCCCGCGAUUGAGAACUUGGGUGUCGCUGGUCCUCACGAUGCCAUCGACUUCACAGAUAAUGACAUUCAAGUACUGGGAAACUUUCCCUUGUCGCCUCGCAUAACGACCCUUCUCCUCGCACGAAACCGAGUUUCAAGCAUUCAGCCCUCUCUGGCUAAGGCCAUUCCCAACCUUGCCAACCUGGUGUUAUCGUCGAACAACCUGACAGAGCUUGCGGAUUUGGAUGCCCUGGCGUCAUUCCCCCGCUUGACGCACUUGGUGCUGUCGGACAACCCCGUUUCCAAGAAGGAGAACUAUCGAUACUGGGUACUAUGGAAGUGUCCUUCCGUGCGGUUUCUUGACUUCGAAAAGGUUAAGGAGUCCGAGCGGGAGAAGGCUCGCGAGCUCUUCGGAACCGAAGAAGAGCCAACAGCCCUGGCUUCGAAGAUUCAGGGUAUCAAGACCACAACCUUCAACACCUCGACCGACGGCUCGGACGCGCCCUCCAAGCUUUCCCGAAUAAAGCUGACGGACGCCGAGAAGAAGCGACUACAGGAGCGUAUCAAGAAGGCUACCAGCCUACAGGAGAUUAUCGCGCUGGAGAAGGAGCUGAACGAGGGACGUCUGCCUUCUGGUAUUCACGGAGAUGCCAUGGAGGAAUAA